This is a messenger RNA of Brenthis ino (lesser marbled fritillary), 3564 nucleotides long. Lineage: Eukaryota; Metazoa; Arthropoda; Insecta; Lepidoptera; Nymphalidae. The record is from the annotation of a GenBank genome assembly.
AUGAAUGUCGGAGCUUUUGGUGAUAGAGAGGUGGCUCUCAUUGCGGAUGAGCUUAGCCGAGCUGUAGAACUUACUCUCAAUCCCUCUGUAGCACAUGAUGACAGGAAACAAGCUUACACUGCCUGUGAGAGUUUCAAAGAAAAUUCUCCAUGGUGUGCUCAAGCUGGACUGCUUCUGGCUAGUGGAGCUCAGUACUCACCAGUAGUUAAACAUUUUGGUCUACAGUUAAUGGAACACACAGUGAAGUAUAGAUGGACCCAAAUAACUCAAGCUGAAAAAAUAUUUAUCAAGGAAAAUGCAAUGAAGCUCCUUUUUAUGGGUGGCUGGGAAACCGGUCACUUAAAUGAUGCAUUGGCUCGUGUUAUUGUAGAGAUGAUUAAAAGAGAAUGGCCCCAACAGUGGCCAACUUUGUUGGCUGAACUUAGUGAUGCCUGCAGUCAAGGACAUUUGCAUACUCAAAUUGUGUUGCAUGUGUUUUUAAGGCUGGUGGAAGAUGUUGCAACAUUACAGACAUUGGAGCAGCAUCAACGUCGUAAAGACAUACACCAAGCUUUAACGAGCAAUAUGGCAGAGAUAUUCGCGUUUUUCAUGCGUCUUAUUGAAAUGCAUGUACAAGAAUUUCGGGAGAAAACUGCUGCUGGAGAUUAUGCUGGAGCAGCCAGCAAUGGGCGGGUCGUUCAGGUGGUGUUGUUAACCUUGACAGGAUUUGUGGAGUGGGUAUCAACAAAUCACAUUGUGGCGAACAAUGGUCGCCUCUUACAGAUCCUUUGCAUUCUCCUUAGUGAUGAUGUUUUUCAACAACCAGCAGCUGAAUGUUUAUUACAAAUUGUUAAUAGGAAAGGCUCUACUAGAGAGCGCAAACCCCUUAUGAUACUGUGCAGUGAAGACGCGAUCUCGUGCAUCCACCGCGCCGCACUACAAAGCAUUAACACCCUCGACGAGCCUCACUAUGCGUUCCUUAAGAAACUUGCACAGGUGGUGUCGGGUCUGGCGGCGCAGUUGGCGUCGAUGUGGAGCUGCGCCGUGAACGCGGAGGCGUGGCUGCCGCUGCUGCUGGAGAGCGCGCUGCUGCUGACGUCGCACGCGUCGCUGUCGCUGGCGCACGCCGCCAACGCCGCGUGGCUGGCGCUGCUCAAGCACGAGGCGCUGCCGCGCACGCCCGCGCUGCAGGCCGUGCUGCCGCGCUGGCUCAACGCCGCCGCGCCCAAGCUGCUCAAGGUAACUUACCCGUCGUCGCGCACCAGCGGCACCCACGACGCGGUGGCGUACGCGUGCAUGGACUUUGACUGUGAACAAGAUUUUACGAAUUUCUUCAUUCGCUAUCGAUCUGAGUUGCUGGAAACUUUCAAAUUUUGUAUGACAGCAGCCCCAAUAGUAACUUGGUCAUAUGUUGAGCAAUGGGCACACACGGCUUUGGACAAAGUGGACUCUUGUCCACUACAACUUGAUGUGACACAUCCAUUGUAUGUUGAAUGGGAGGCCUUAGCUCAGAUGCUGGACGUGGUGCUGUCGCGGCUGCUGCAGGCGGAGCCGCGGCCGGGCGUGGCGGGCGGCCUGCGCCUGCUGCAGCGCUGCGUGGGCGCGGCGCCGCGCUCGCCGCUCAUGCUCUCGCUGCUGCUCUCCUUCAUAUCCGCGCUCUUCGUCUUCCUCAGCUGCGCCUACAGCCAGCUCGCCGGGCCGGGCGUGGGGUCCGCGGGCGCCGAGCUGCUGCCGCGCGUGCUGGACAAGAUCUUCGCGGCGCUGGUGUACGAGGGCACGCCGCCCGAGGACCGCUCCUGCCGCAACGUCAAGAACGUGCGGCGGCAUGCCGCCGGCCUGCUCGUCAAACUUGGCUCUAAGUACCCUUUGCUCUUGCUGCCAGUGUUUGGACGCUUGCACGAACUAUGUCAAAAUGCCCUAUCUCGACCUGAUCUCAGCGUAGUUGAAAGUGUUACAAUACAAGAGGCGCUGCUUCUAGUUUCUAAUCAUUUCUGCUGCUAUGAAAGACAAAGCGCUCUCGUAGCUCAGGUUCUCGGCGACUGCAGAGAGCGUUGGGCGGCGCUGACGCCGCACCUGCAGUCGGCGGCGGGGCUGGCGCGGCUCGUGGGGCUGGACGUGCCGCCCGGCGACGAGGACCCGGAGCGGGCGCGCGCGCGCCGCACGCUGCUGCACGCGCUCACGCUCACGCUGGGCGUGGUGAAGCGCACGCAGGUGCCCGCCGACCCGGACAAGGCGGCGCGCGGCGGCUUCGGCGCCGGCGUCACGCCCGCCGGCCACCCCGUGUGGCGCAACCCCUGCGCCGCGCACGUGCUGCCGCUGGUGCCGGCCGCGCUGGCGCUGGCGCGCGCGCUGCACGAGCUGCACACGCCGCCCGCCGCCGCGCUGCGCCACGCCGGCCACGCGCGCGCGCUGGCGCCGCCGCCCGCCGAGCGCCGCAACCUGCUCGCGCUGCGCGACGACGCGCCCGCGCCGCCGCCGCAACCCGCCGACCGCAUGCAGAACCUACUCAACACGCUACACGAUAAUGUGUGCCAGCUGGUGGGCGCAGCGGCGGCGUCGCUGGGGCGCGAGCUGUUCGCGGCGGCGGGGCUGGCGCGCGCGCUGGCGGCCGCGCUGCUGGCGCCGCUGCCGGACCACUGGCUGCGGCGCGUGCUGCGCGCGGCGCUGCGCCCGCUGCUGGCGCACUGCCCGCCCGCGCACUACCGCGACGUGGCGCUGCCGCUCGUGCAGCAUCUGGCGCCGCUCAUGCUCGUCCAUCUUAACCAACGCUGGGAAUAUGUUACGUCUUUAUACGAAUCAGGCAAACUCGAAGAAGAGGGCGGCAGCGAAUCUCAAGAGGUCCUUGAGGACAUACUUGUCAGACACCUCAGUAGGGACCACCUUGAUUUGCUCAAGGUGUGCCUAGUAGAAGGUGCAGCGAUAGCCACGGAGACGCCGACGGAGAUGGAGGACGAGAGCGCGCCGGCGCCGGGCCGCGCGCCCGAGCAGGUGUCCGAGCUGGGCGCCAUCAUACUAGCUGAUUCCAUUUCUGGACCUGCUGUCUUACAUACUAUAUUACGAGCACUGACGUGGAACGACUCGACGACGUCGCUGCGCGCGUGCGCGCUGGCGCUGCCGGCGCUGCGCGCGGCGCUGGACGCGCCCGGCGUGCUCGGCGCCGGCGAGGCCAGCGGCGCGCUGGCCGCCGUGCUGCACGCGCUGCGCCUGCACGGCCAGCACGACGCCAACCAGGCCGCGCUGCUGGCUCUCGCUGUACAGACAUACGAGGCCCUCCGGCCGCGUUUCCCGGGCAUCGUGGCGGUGCUGCGCGCCAUCCCCGACGUGGACGCGCACGACCUUCAGCGCCUCGACGAGAAGCUUACCUCAAACACCGCCAAGCCCGCCAAGAUAGAUAAGGGCAAGCGGGAACUGUUCAAGAAGAUCACUUCUCGGUUGAUCGGACGAAGUGUAGGGCAGCUGUUCAAGAAGGAAGUGUUCAUACUGGAUCUGCCGACGAUGCACAUACCGAAAGACAAGCCCCGGAGCGCCCUCGACUCCGCGGACGGCGCCGCGCUGGAGGGCCUGUUCAGUAUGAACGCGCCCACU